UUCUUUCUCUAUUUUCUUGGGUAUGCCAACCACACCUCGCUUUACAAAAUCGCUGAAGUGUGCACCACUUACAACCGCAGCAAAUUCUGGGGCCCGUUCGGCUGCAACUGUCAGGAUUUUGUCAAAGAAGUUCUUGAUCGCUUGAACCUCAGAUUUGCCCCAAAGGGUGAAAUGAAAGCUUUCAUCGAUCGCAUCAACCGAGGUGACUACGACCUGAGCAUUGUUGGUCCCAACGGUCUGCAAACCGUCUUCACGAGCGUCCGUGACCUCGAUAAAUUCGCAGAUGAUCAUUGGAAAGUCUUGCCUCCUUGGUCAAAGUACCUUUUGUGCACUUACAACAGCAUAUUCUCAGAACGAGCCAGUAAUGCGGCAGCAACCACUGACAAUCCUUGGUUACGCUCUGCUCUCAACAGG
This is a messenger RNA of Porites lobata, 414 nucleotides long. Lineage: Eukaryota; Metazoa; Cnidaria; Anthozoa; Scleractinia; Poritidae. The record is from the annotation of a GenBank genome assembly.